GACGGCAGGCAGGGCUACUGUUCACUUUACGAGCCUUCUUUCCACACGAGCUUUCACUAUAAAAGGGAAACUGGGACAUGAAGGUGUUUCUCACAGAAACUCGAAAGUGUAGCUGCAACGUAUGACGGCACUGCAGGCUAAUGUAGCCUAGGUCCAUAAACAAGGGUGCACCCGCCCUCUGACUAAUUACUCACUCUGGUUCAUCAUCUUGAACUCAUCAGUCGGGUGACACUGUUUAGCUCCAUCGUCUGGAAGUGGAGCGCACACGUAAUUGCCCAAGAAUGACCACGUUUCCUCAGCCAAUUAAGAAGCUCCGGACAGGGGACUCGGCUGCGCUCACUUCCUCUCCAUCGUCUCUCCUGUGUAAUCUGAGAGCGCCUUGCUGUUUGAGUGGAGUCAGCAGUGCUCAGACUGUCUCCCUCACUGAAAACUGGGCGAGCGCGCUCGCUGGCUGCAUGCAGACGGAACGGAAAAGGGUCGAAAUGAAAGCUUUGUGGACUUUUCUUUUGCUCAACGCGCUGCUGACGGCUGUUCUCAGUGCCCCACCGCGCUGUGGAGCUGGCAACUACUGGCAAGGACAAUGCAAAGUUUCAGUGGAGGUCGCGAAACCCAAAUGUGCAGACAUCACACUGGCUUACUGUGAUGACAUGCCUUACACCAAGACCAUAUACCCCAACAUCCUGGGGCAUAGGAGCCGUGAGGAGGUGGAGACAAGCACAGAGUAUCUGCUACUGAGUGUGGUCCACUCCCUGCUGAACGGAGAGUGUACUCCAGACAUCCGCAUGCUAGGCUGCUCUGUGAUUGCGCCUCGUUGCGAGAACCAAAAGAUCCUGAAACCCUGUCGCAGCACCUGCGAAGCUGUGCACAAAGUCUGUGCCCAUGCAUUCGAGAGCAUUGACAUGGCCUGGCCUUACUUCCUAGACUGUGACCGCUUCUUCGUCAGUGAAGAGGAGGGCUGUUAUGACCCCCUGGAAGGCCUGAGAGAGAGGCACGAGGUGGUGAUGGACAGUGUUCCAACAGAGGAGCCCUCAACAAUAAUCAAGUUCACCCAUCACUCCAACACACAGAUGUUCAACAUCCUUAAGAAGACAGCAGCCCAAUGUUCCCACAUUUCUAGAACAUACAGCAUUGGACAGAGUGUUGAAAAGAGAGAUCUGCUGGUAAUCGAAUUUUCGAACAACCCUGGAGAACAUGAGUUAUUGGAGCCAGAGGUCAAGUACAUUGGGAACAUGCAUGGAAAUGAAGCCAUGGGCAGAGAGUUGCUGAUUUAUUUGGCUCAGUACCUGUGCUCUGAGUACCUGCUGGGAAACACCCGGAUCCAAACCCUCAUCAACACCACGCGCAUCCACAUCCUGCCCUCUAUGAACCCUGAUGGAUAUGAAUUAGCCUUUUCUGAAAUGCAGAGUGGUGCUGACGUAGAUUAUGAUGAGGGCGCUGGAUACGUUGGGCAACUAGGUGGUCGAUACAAUGCCCAUAACAUAGACCUCAACAGGAACUUUCCAGACUUGACUUCUAUUGUCUAUAAUCGACGUAGGCUCAAGCGCUUCCGCAGUGACCAUAUUCCCAUCCCUGAUAUUUACUGGUUUGGUAAGGUUGCUCCAGAGACAUAUGCUGUUAUGAAGUGGAUACGAUCUAUUCCAUUUGUCUUGUCGGCUAGUUUCCAUGGAGGAGACCUAGUGGUGUCUUACCCUUACGACCUUUCAAAGCAUCCUCAAGAAGCCAGCAUGUUUUCUCAGACUCCAGAUGAGCAGGUAUUCAAGCAGUUAGCCAGAACAUAUGCAAAUGCUCAUGCCACAAUGUCCAGCAAAGACACAGACAGGUGUGGUGCCAACUUUGCUGACAAAGGAGGCAUUGUGAAUGGGGCUGAAUGGUUCAGCAUAGCAGGAGGUAUGGCAGACUUCAAUUAUCUCCACACAAACUGCUUUGAGAUAACAGUCGAGCUGGGAUGUGACAAAUUCCCCUUCGAGGAGGAUCUCUAUAUGGGCUGGGAGGAAAAUAAAGAGGCUCUCCUCAGUUUCAUGGAGUCGGUGCACAAGGGAAUAAAAGGUAUUGUGAAAGAUGAAAAUGGAAAUGGCAUUAAAGGAGCCACUGUGUCAAUUAAAGGGAUCAGACAUGAUGUCACAACAGCUCAAAAUGGGGAUUACUGGAGACUGUUGAACACCGGCAUCUACAUUGUAACUGCCUCAGCACCUGGUUAUACCAGAGCCAUGAAGAGGAUCCAUCUUCCAUCUCGCAUGCAGAAGGCUGGAAGAGUGGACUUUGUACUUCAAAAGUCUAAGCUUGAGCCAGAUGUUGAUGACUUUAUUAUACCAUACUUGGACAGUUAUGACCGAUUUGACCCUUACAACCAGCACGCGCGCUAUAGUAUGAGGCAAUCUGGGCAGGAAGAGGAGGAGAGGCAGGAGAAGCCUUGGUGGUGGGCCUAUUUUACACAUUCUAAUAGCCAAAAUCCUUCCUGGCUCCUGAGAAAUUAGUGCCAUCUACUGGUUUUACAGUAUCUUCACAGACUGCACAGAAUAACACAAAUUUACGCAGAACAGUUUAGCAAUUUUUUUGUAGAGAAGCCAAAAAUCUAGCCUAGAUUAUUUAACCUAAAUUAUUUCACCCAGUUAUCCUUAACCUAUUUGGUCUGUGGUAGAUUAUUCUCAGUAAAAAUCAUAACCUUCAUGUCAUUACAGUGUAGUUAUCUUUGCUGAUCAAUUUCAUGCUAUUAUAAUAUUUGAAGUAAAUACAGUUUUUACUCUUUUUGUCAUACCAUUGCAUGGGUUUGUUCAGUUUCAUCAGCAGCACACCUGAUUCAGUUUAAUGUAGGAUUGUCUGAAGCAGGUACAGAAUGGUAACUGUAAAUAAUGGGUUUCUUCAGUGAGAGCUUGAAAAAAGGUUGCAGUUUGUUACCUUUCAGUUCACCAUUCAGCUCUUGACCACAGCAGUGAUUCACUGUAAGAACAGUAAGAAUUUUAAGUGAUUUGGGUUCCAGAACGUAGAUUACAGCCCAACCACCAACCAACAUGAAAAUUGUGACUGAUACCAGUAAUGAUUGUUAAGAGGCUAGAAAUUAUGUUCACAUGUAACAAUAUUGGCUGGUGUUAUUUUAUACCUCACAUGGCCUAAAAUGGACACGCAUAGGAGAAUGCAGAAUAUUGCUGAAUGCUGUCAGUAAAUUCCAAAAUGUAGAUAGAGUGUAUGGGAAUAUAUUUUCAACAAAUUACAUAUUUGUAUGAGACAUGCACACAUGUAAUCGCUAGUAAAAGGCCCUCCUUCGAAAAAAAACUUACCAGUCACACUGACGUACACCUUGGAAUUUGUAAAAUUAUUUGUUGGAUUUUUGUUGUGGGCCCAAAUGGAAAUGUUAUAAGAAGCUUCUGUACUACUUGAAUAUACUUACCAGUAUUGUUAUACAACUCUAUUGUACCUACCAGUAUACUCACAGUACUGCUCUACUGUACACUUUCAGUAGGUCACAAUGUCAUAAAAUGAUUUUGUUACAUGGUUAAAAUAAAGUUGAUAAACUACAA
Messenger RNA from Pygocentrus nattereri (red-bellied piranha), 3515 nucleotides. RefSeq names its product carboxypeptidase Z. Lineage: Eukaryota; Metazoa; Chordata; Actinopteri; Characiformes; Serrasalmidae. Gene Ontology annotation, biological process: proteolysis. Gene Ontology annotation, molecular function: zinc ion binding; protein binding; metallocarboxypeptidase activity. The record is from RefSeq and is a predicted model, not a curated record. Bases 282 to 2474 code for a protein of 730 amino acids. The transcript has 11 exons.